CUACCUGCUUCCGGGUUUGUGUGACCAGGGAGUGCUUCUCAACCUGCUGUCUCCUUCUGAUUCAUUGAUUUCAAAGUGCAACUUCAAAGCAAGUGAUCAACAGGAACAAUGUCGUAUGAACUGAGACAAGUGUUUGCCAGUCUCCCGCAGAUGGAAAGGGGAGUUGCCAAAGUGAUUAGCGGUGAUCCCAAAGGCAAUAACUUCCUCUACACCAACGGGAAGUGUGUCAUCAUCCGGAACAUCCAUAACCCAGCCAUAGCAGACAUUUACACCGAACAUGCCCAUGCAGUUUCUGUAGCGAAGUAUGCCCCCAGUGGAUUCUACAUCGCUUCUGGAGAUGUAUCAGGAAAGAUCCGCAUCUGGGACACCACGCAGAAGGAGCACCUCCUCAAGUAUGAGUACACUCCAAUAUCAGGCAAGGUCAAGGACAUCGCGUGGACAGAGGACAGCAAGAGGAUUGCUGUGGUUGGGGAUGGACGAGAGAAGUUCGGGGCUGUGUUUCUGUGGGACAGCGGUUCUUCAGUCGGAAGUAUUUCUGGCCACUCCAAAUUAAUCAACAGCGUAGACAUUCGUCAAAAACGUCCCUACCGGAUGGUCACCGGCGCCGAUGACUCCUCUGGCUCUUUUUUUGAGGGGCCUCCCUUCAAAUUCAAAUUCUCGAUACGUGAUCACAGCCAGUUUGUCAACUGUGUUCGUUUCUCUCCUGAUGGAAGUCACUUCGCGACAGCCGGUGCUGACGGCCAGAUUCUCAUCUUUGAUGGAGGUAACGGUGAGCGUGUCAGCAGCCUGGGAGGAGAAAAGGCUCAUAAAGGAGGAAUAUAUGCUAUAAGUUGGAGCCCAGACAGCUCCCAGCUGAUUUCCGCCUCAGGCGACAAGACCGUCAAGCUCUGGGAUGUUGGCGCUGGUACCGCAGUCACCACCUUCAACAUGGGCAAUGAGGUGGCGGAUCAGCAGCUGGGCUGUCUGUGGCAGAACGAUUACCUCCUCAGUAUCUCCCUGACAGGCUACAUUAACUACUUGGAUAAGAACAAUCCUGACCGGCCCAUACGCACCAUCAAGGGGCACAGCAAAUCCAUCCAGUGUGUGACAAUUCACAGAAGUGAUGGACGACCAUACAUCUACACGGGGAGUCAUGAUGGCCACAUCAAUUACUGGGAUGCAGAAACUGGGGAGAAUGAUUGUUUCUCAGGAAAGGGCCACAGCAACCAGGUGAGCAAAAUGGUUGUCAACGUUGCUGAUGAAGUGGUGACAUGCAGCAUGGAUGACACGGCGCGCUACACCAGCAUCAACAAGAAGGAUUACAGUGCCUCUGAUGUGGUGAAAAUGGCUUCCCAGCCUAAAAGCAUCUCAACCGCUCAAGGGGGCCUAACACUGGUUGUGUGCAUUGAGCAGGUUGUCUUACUGAAGAACAAACAAAAUGUCUUCACACUGGAAAACCUUGGCUAUGAACCUGAAGUUGGAGCUCUCGAUCCUGCAGGGAGCACUGCCGCCAUUGGGGGAGCAGAUGGUACAAUUCGUCUGUACUCGGUCCAAGGCAAUACUCUGAAGGAUGAAGGAAAAACCAUACAGGCUCGAGGGGCGAUCACUGAUAUGGCUUACUCUAACAAUGGAGCCUAUUUGGCUGUCAUAGAUGACAAGAAAGUGGCUACAGUCUUUAGUGUGGCGGAUGGCUACUCGCUCAAAAAUGAGUUUUAUGGACACCACGCCAAACCAGUUACUUUAGCCUGGGCACCUGACAAUGAGCACUUUGCAACCGGUGGGAUGGACAUGAUGGUGUUUAUCUGGACAGUUGAUGAUGCAGACAAGCGGCUGAAGCUGCAAGACUGUCACAAGUUGCACCACGUCAGCGGCCUGUCUUGGAUUGACGCAAAUACUCUGGUCACCACUUCUCAUGAUGCCAGCGUCAAGCAGUGGACUAUUAAAUAUUGAGAAGGCAUGCUGGAAAAACACCCACGUCCCCAGGGACAAGGACUACUGUAGAGUUCAAUCAACCCCCCAAAUCAAAAUGGUGUAUUUUGCUGUCUGUCAACAUCUGAAUUUAAAAGGGUUCUGGUAUAAACAAACGAAUGAAAAUGAGUAAAAUAUUUGUCUGUAUGCAAAUAAGCGCAAAGAGUCUAUUUGACAUCUCAUUAAGUGGACACUGCUCACCAUUCCAUAAAUAAUGGCAGGAGUUGGGCUGAAUGCAUCCAAACCUGACGGAUGAACCGUAACGUUUGUGUUUGCACUAAUGUGUU
Hippocampus comes (tiger tail seahorse) is the source of this 2234-nucleotide messenger RNA. It is a transcript of the gene wdr1, whose product is annotated as WD repeat domain 1. Gene Ontology annotation, cellular component: cortical actin cytoskeleton. Gene Ontology annotation, biological process: sarcomere organization; locomotion; actin filament depolymerization. Bases 109 to 1929 code for a protein of 606 amino acids. The transcript is spliced from 15 exons. Gene Ontology annotation, molecular function: actin filament binding. NCBI's taxonomy places the organism in Eukaryota, Metazoa, Chordata, Actinopteri, Syngnathiformes, Syngnathidae. The record is from RefSeq and is a predicted model, not a curated record.